Mesorhabditis spiculigera is the source of this 4302-nucleotide messenger RNA. Lineage: Eukaryota; Metazoa; Nematoda; Chromadorea; Rhabditida; Rhabditidae. The record is from the annotation of a GenBank genome assembly.
AUGCUCAGAAAGUUUUCUGGGCGUCUACCUUUCCGAAGUUGGCACGACCGCCAGACGGUCAGAACAUUCUCUUGGGCUGCCCCUCGGCGUACAACUCCAGGUCUUUUCGGCAAUCCCCUGCUGGCGACACCACAAAAUUUCGUUGAAUUGAAUGAGCGAACACGAGCCGCUGCAUUUUCUCUGAUCGACAGAAUUGAAAAGGGUGACGAAAGUAGAACUACCGUCCAGUUAUUUGACGAUUUGAGCAAUGAGAUUUGCUGUGCCGCAGAUGUGGUGGAAUGUAUUCGUCAAAUGCAUACGGAUCCCACUUUCAACCAAGCUGCUGAGGCAAGUGCUCACGAUUUUUGCGAUCUAGUCGAAACGAUAAAUACAAGGAGAUCUCUUUAUGAAAAACUGCUUUCCGCCAAGAAAACCGAGGCCGAUCGAAUGGACGCGAUGGACGCUAGAACGUUAGAGCUGUUCCUUGACGAUUUUCAUCAGAGCGGUGUCCAAUUACCAGACGAUCAGAGGAAACGUUUUGUCGACCUCAGCACCGAAAUUUUCAUGGCCGGAUCAAGGUAUCAGCAAAUGUGCGAUACGCCUGCCAAGAUUUCAAAAGAGGAUCAAGCCAGAUUUCGAUUUCCGCAGGAUUUGAUCGCCGGCCCGUGGAGCACUUAUCCGGAUUACCGGAUUCGGAGUUUUACGUCGCAGGCCUUCUACAAGCACAACGACGCGCAAGAGGCGAAUUUGAAGCUGCUGGUGGGGAAGCGGCACGAAUUGGCACGUCUUACUGGUUUCGAGAGCUAUGCCCAUCGCGCGCAAUACAACUCAAUUCUUGGCGAAUAUUCGGUGUGCAAAGAUUUCCUCGAGGGGCUGAUUGAUAAAUUGCGACCGGCCGUCGAUGAGGAAUUGCGAGUUUUGGUGGAUAUGCGGGAGCGCCUGGGGUAUUCACAUGAAGAUGAAGGCAAGCUGGCAGAGUCAGACAUACAAUAUCUGGCUUCUCGAUGUCGCGAUCCUGGCACCACCCCAAGCGUCGAACCAAAUCAAUUCACCGUUGGAUGCAUGAUGGAUUGUUUUGAGAAAAUCUGCAAUUCUUUAUACGGAGUUUCGUUUGAAUACGAGCCUUUGAGCGCCGGGGAAGUCUGGCCAGGCAUGGUAUUCAAGAUUGGCGUCAGGGAUUCGAACGCUAAUUUGCUGGGGACGAUCUAUUUGGACAUUGAGAAUCGGGAGUCAAAAGCCACAGGCGAUUGUCAUUAUACGUUGCGCUGUUCGAAACAGUUAUCCGACGGUGAUUGGCAAACCCCGAUCGUACUCCUAUCACUCUCCAUUUCACGACAAUCCUCCGGAGACUGGCGAUCGUUUCAACUCCGCACUCAUCAGGCCGAAAAUCUUUUCCACGAAAUGGGCCAUGCGAUGCACUCAAUGCUGGGUCGGACACGCUAUCAACAUGUGGCUGGCACGCGCUGCCCACAGGAUAUGGCAGAAAUACCAUCGAAUCUGAUGGAGAACUUCUUCAACGACCCGACUGCAAUGUCAAAGUCCCUUGAACUAGCGGAUCACAAUUCGACGCAACUGCUCAGCUUAUUCAACAGCAUCGCAAAAUCCCGGGCCUCAUUUCUAUCGCUUGAACUGACCCAACAGGCCACAACUGCUCUGUUCGAUCUGGAAGUGCACAGCGCGUUGGCGAAGAACGUGGCGGAGGGCAGACUCUCAUCUACAGCCCUGAUGAGCCGGAUAACUGAAUGGGCAACGCCGACGAUAUCCCGGACUGAGGGCUACGCGUGGCAGCAUCGCUUCCACCAUCUCGUUCAAUAUGGGGCCCGAUACUAUUCGUACUUGGUCGCCCGCUCGUCUGCAUCGCUGAUCUACAACGAGCUUUUUGCCAAAGAUCCCUUAAACCGGAAGAGCGGCGAUCGCUGGGCGUUGGCACAAAGUCACGGUGGUGGCAUCCACCCGCAAGAGCUACUCAAGGGUCUACUCAACUACACCCCCAGCAGCACCACAUUGACGAAUGCUGUCUUGGAAGAAGUGAAAAAGGCGAAAAGUCUCGAUUCACCCAUCAUCAGCGAUCGAGUGGCGAUUGUCUCCUCGACAGCCUAUCUUUUGCGCCAGCAUGCAAGCCCGUUCCUGGUCAACAACAUUGUCGUACAUCUGACGGCACUUUUUAAGGAAGAUGUCCAAAAUGCCAACACCAUUCGUUUCGCCAUCGUGAAUGCGCUCGAGGCUUGCAAGCCGCACCUCUCGCACACGUUCUCCACUGAUAAAAUCGUCGCCAACAUUCUGGUCGUCUCCCAUAGCACGGAUAUUACGGCUCGUUCGCUGACGCUUCAGAUGCUGGCCAGCUUGGCCCCUUGUGCCAAAGAUCAUAAGCAGGUGCACCAUCUAAUCGUGGAGUCUCUUCUAUCGCUCCAUGACGAAGAAUUUGCCUCGGCCGCCGCUGCGUUGAGGGAAUACGUUCCAUUGAGCACGUGGCUCAACUUCCUGCUGGACGAUCUGGAGCAGGCCAGCUCUUGGCACUAUCAGCUCAGCGCGCUUCGCUCGGUGAAACGAUUGGCCAAAUACGGGCAUAUGUGGAAUGAGGAUGCUAUUCAGAAACUCUGCAAACUACAAGGAAUGCUUGGCACAAAAGAGCCACUCCUUUUCACAUAUCUCGAAAUUCUCGAGGUGAUCGCUGAGCGAGCGCUUCCGGCGCAUAUAAAACGGCUGAAUGAGCUGCUAGAACAAGGGCUAUCCACCUAUGUAACGUCCGAACAUCUGAAGGUCCGCGUAGCAUACCUGAAUCUGGUGUCUCUACUCCUCGGCCGAGCGCCCGCCCUCGCCGCCCGUCAACACGGACUGGGGAAAGCGUUUGCCACCGCGUUUGCGCAACGUAUGGAUGAAAAGACCGGGAAGAAGGCAACCUUCAUCCGCUACACACGGGAAGCCGGCGACCCCGGAACCCAAGCGAAUGAUGCCCUGAGGCUGGUAGAAUCGCUUGGCCCGUCGCACUCGUCAGCGCCUCUAUUUGUCGAGAUGUUUGCCCAGAUGGCCGAUUCGAUCCCAGAUACCGUCGUCCAUUUGGCCCCGUGGGCGCGGAAUAGCUUUGGGCGGGCUGAGUUUUUAAAAUUGGCAACUCGACAGCUGGCAUUUAUCGCAAUGUCGCACACCGAUAUCGUUAGGAGUUUGCCAGCCGAAUGGGCUACGGAUGAUCUGCAGCGCUACAAGGUCGCCUUGUUGGCAUUUCGAACUGGCCACUGGAGCGAUGUGGCACGACCUCUGCUGGCGGGGAUCGAACAACAGAGACUGAGCUUCAUCUCCGGCGGCUGGAUUACCGUAUUGCGGCUGCUCAGCGCGUCUCAGCCCCUCGAGUUUGCGAUUGACGACCUGGAGGCGGCCGUGGACUCGCUUCGUCAAGCCGAGCUGCUGUUGAAGAGACUCCAACAUGGCUCGUAUUCCGCGGAUUUCCUCUUUACGUCCCGUUUCUUGACGUGCCUCCUCAGCACACAAAUGGUCUACGCUGCCAUCUAUAGAAGCCUAGCCCAUUUCCUGCACGGUAUCGAGUCGUUGGCGAAUCCCACUGUUUGCGAUCGAGCUGCCAGGGCCCUCGAAAAUUCCGUGCUCGUUGCCAAGGAGGCGCACGAAAAUUGGUCGGCGUUGUCACGGUCUUGUUUUGCGGCUGAUAAUCGGACGCUGGACAUCCUCCACCUAAUGGCCGCUAUGACUGGCCUUUUGCAGUACGGCCUCCAGAUGAUGACAUCAUCAAUAGACCCGACGCCGAUCGUCAUCCCAACGCUGGACGCCCCCACGACGAUGAGCGUCCGCCAGCGACAGUUGCUCGAAUGGGCCAAGAACAAUAUUGAACAGAUCACGAGAUUGGGCGUGACAGAAGAGCACCGUGUCAGCGAGCAGACGGUCAACCACUUUGUCGUCGUGCUGAAGGCGUUGUGUAUGCACCGCCUCGGCCUGCCACGAUACCUCUUCCACCAGCCCUGUCAAUUCGGAAUUACGCUGUCCGUAACACCGAAUACUCCGGAAUAUCACGCACUGCCAAAUCAGCCGGUCCCGAUGAAGGUGACUGGCGCAGUGACUUCACGUGGCUUAUUGGCCCCAAUCGAGCAAAUCGUCGUCACGGCCAUUGUUCGAUUCCCGACAAAUGCGGCCAAAUGCGACUUCGAGCAGUCACAAGUGGUCAGCUUCAAGGACGACAAAUUCUUCCACGCAAAUUUUCUGCUGCACUUUAUUUCGAAUUGCACGGUCGACUUCUUCGUGGAAUUCGUCGAUGCGGAGCGACGGCAAAAUUGGAGAAGCGAGGCGACGACCUCGGUCAGCAUCCGGGUCACCGAA